Molecule: messenger RNA, 1773 nt
Organism: Aspergillus oryzae RIB40
Lineage: Eukaryota; Fungi; Ascomycota; Eurotiomycetes; Eurotiales; Aspergillaceae
Product: S53 family peptidase
Exons: 2
Coding region: 1-1773 (590 amino acids)
Biological process (GO): proteolysis
Molecular function (GO): serine-type endopeptidase activity; tripeptidyl-peptidase activity
Source: RefSeq, a predicted model, not a curated record
AUGGUCUUGUUUGCAUAUACUAUAGGAGCCUUCUCCCUGGUCCUUCACCUUUUAGUUGCCGCGCUAGCUACCGGGCCCAGAUACUCUGUCGUUGAACGCCUGGAAAAGAUUCCGGAUGGCUGGGUAGAUGUCGGAACCCCUUCCCCGUCGAAGCCGAUCGAACUUCAGCUGGCAGUACACCCAGAGAAAAUCACUGAAUUCGAGCAACGGGUCAUCGAGAUCUCUACUCCAGGUAACCAAAACUAUGGACGUCACAUGAGUCGGGACGAGGUCCGGAACUUCUUAUAUUCAUCUGAUGUAGCUCCGCGGAAGGUCCUCUCUUGGCUUAAGGCUGCACAUAUACCGGCUACAUCUAUCAACAAGCAUACAGGCUGGAUUACCUUUACAGUUCCCGUUUCGCAAGCAGAGCAGUUGCUAAGGACGCGGUUCUAUACCUUUGAGCAUAAGAAAUCGAGAGCAACCGUGGUCAGGACUCUCAAGUAUUCGGUGCCCAAAGAACUUCGAUCUUUUGUUCAGAUGAUCCAGCCAACAACUCGGUUUGGGCAGCUUAUGCCGCAGACUGAACCGCCACUCCUUCAAGCUCUGCCUGUCACUCUUAAAGAUCUAGUUGCAGGUUGUUCAUCAAUAGUCACACCUAGCUGUCUCCGCAAGCUUUAUGGAAUUUCUGAUUCCAAGCCCAAGCCAGACCGUCGUAACAGGCUUGGGGUAUCUGGUUUUCUGGACCAGUAUGCACGCUAUAGCGACUUUCAUCAGUUCUUGCGCCUCUACGCACCGAAUAUAACAGACAAUAACUACACCGUGGAGCUCAUCAAUGGUGGUCUCAAUUUGCAAGAUUCUUUGGAGGACAGCUCCGAGGCAAGCUUGGACAUCCAGUACGCUGCUGCUCUAGCUGAUACCCCUUUCACGACAUUCUAUAGCACCGCCGGGCGUGGCCCUGUCAUACGUGACCUGGGGCAUAAUGACCCAAGUGACCCUCACGAGCCGUACCUGGAACAACUCCGUUAUCUGUUGGAUCUCCCAGAUGACGAACUGCCUGCUGUUCUAACUACAUCCUACGGUGAAUUAGAACAAAGCGUGCCAGAAAUAUAUGCGAGAACCACAUGUAACAUGUUUGCUCAACUUGGGGCGCGCGGAGUCUCUGUGAUCUUUAGCAGCGGCGAUUCGGGCGUUGGGGACUCGUGCAUAACUAAUGACGGGACUAAUCGGACAAGGUUCCAGCCACUUUACCCGGCGUCCUGUCCUUUCGUUACGUCUGUGGGUGGCACCUACGGUAAAGAGCCUGAAAUGGCUAUUGGCUACUCCACAGGCGGCUUUUCAGAGUACUUCCCACGUCCUUCAUACCAGGAUGGUAGUGUCAACCAAUACUUGAGUCAACUGGGGUCCAAAUGGGAAGGGCUCUACAACCCCAAUGGAAGGGCUAUUCCCGACGUUGCUGCUCAGGCGGAUCAUUUUAUCAUCAUGGAUCAUGGACAGCUUCUGAAAACUGGCGGCACCAGUGCUGCGGCGCCUGUGUUUGCUGGUAUUGUCUCUCGGUUGAAUGCAGCUCGACUGGAGAGCAACAAGCCGAGGUUGGGAUUUCUCAACCCGUGGCUCUAUUCUCUCAACCAGACUGGCUUUACAGACAUCGUUGAUGGAGGUUCGGUAGGAUGUUUUGGUGAUGUUGGACGGGAGGUGCCGUAUGCCAGCUGGAAUGCAACUCCUGGGUGGGAUCCCGUCACAGGGCUUGGAACGCCCUACUACAAGGCACUUGUUGAACAAGCUAUGUCGAUAUAA